Messenger RNA from Dendronephthya gigantea, 8524 nucleotides. RefSeq names its product sacsin-like. The record is from RefSeq and is a predicted model, not a curated record. The transcript has a single exon. Gene Ontology annotation, molecular function: Hsp70 protein binding. Bases 73 to 8502 code for a protein of 2809 amino acids. Lineage: Eukaryota; Metazoa; Cnidaria; Anthozoa; Malacalcyonacea; Nephtheidae.
GUGACAACAAAGCUUGCUGGAAUAGCGUGGCUUCCUCGCGCCAAGAAACACAAGAAAGGCUUCCCUUCGUUCAUGCACAAGGAAUGGUACAACACUGACAUUAUGUUUUAUAAAUCAGAUGAAAUAUUUCGCGAGUCCCGCAUGCUUCUCGUUGGAACUUCUGCUCCGAUUCUUGGCGUUGACAUUGAGAAAAGUCUUCAAGAUGCAUUGUGUAUUAACAAAGAGGUAAAUCUCGAUCAAGUGAUCAAACAUCUCAAAACAUGUGUUCGCGUCUGGGAUGAGAAAAAGAAAUCAACUUCGCAAUAUAUUGAAAUGCUCAAAGAAAUCUACGUGUAUCUUUCGAAAAGGCCUUCACAAGAAGACGUCUCCCGUAUUAUUCUGCAACAUUUUGCAGAAUAUGGAGAAAAAUGGAUAUGGCACGGUGCGGGUUUCUGCGCACCCGAACAACUCGCCCUGGAGAAAGAUUUACCCUUUGAAUUUCGACCUCCGCUUUUUCUGCUGCCCGAGGCUCUAAAUGAUGGGAAAUCGCUGACGAUUUUUUUUCGAAACCACGGGGUUCGUGAACAGUUUUCCAAAGAAGACAUUAUUUCCGUCUUGGUCGCCAUUAAGAAGACAUACGAGGAGACUGUACGUCCUAUUUCGCUGAAGGAGCAGGAAAAAGAUUUAAAGUUUUGUCGUUCCGUUCUCGAGUGGUUGGUAAGUGAUGGACAGAAGUUGGACGAAGAUCUCAGAAGGAAGAUAUUUGUUCCAGUGCAAAAAGACAAGAAGUUAGUCUUAGAGGAAUGUGAAAAAGGCACGUAUUGCGAUCAAGAAUGGUUGAAACAUGGAAAAAGUGAACUUGAUAUUCCUGAUGAUAUUCAACUGAUCCACGAUUCCAUUACGACUAAAACAGCAAUUCUGCUUGGAGUACCUUCACUAAGCUCCUGUCUGCUGUCGGCUGAGUGCGUUGAGUUUGAACAAACCGGACCCUACGAGCCGAUCACAACAAGAAUCAAGAAUAUUCUGAAAGAGUAUAAAGAAGGUGUUGGUAUUUUCAAAGAGCUUAUUCAGAAUGCGGAUGACGCAGGCGCGGAUACGGUCAAAUUUUUGGUGGACUGGAGAACAGGGAAGAUUGGCAGCUUAUUCUCGCCUGAUAUGGCCCCAAGCCAAGGGCCUGCACUCUGGGCGUACAACAAUGCUGUGUUCACUGAUAAAGAUUUUGAGAAUAUCAACAAGCUAGCUGGAGGAACGAAAGUGGAAGAUCUUUCGAAGAUUGGUCGUUUUGGGCUGGGUUUCAACGCUGUUUACCAUCUUACUGACGUACCGAGUUUUAUCAGUCGAAGCAUCUUGUGUAUUUUUGACCCAAAUGUCAACCACAUCUCAAACCACAUUCGCGACAAGUCCCGUCCAGGAAUCCGAAUAGAUCUUGCCAAGAACCCAAGGCCGUUGACAGCGUUCGCCGACCAGUUUUCCCUCUAUAACGAAAUCUUUGAAUGCAAGACAACUCUGGAUGAUAAAGAGAAGUUCUCGUACCAAGGCACCUUAUUCCGCUUUCCUUUUCGCACUGCGACUGAGGCAGAGAAGAGCGAGAUGUGUCAGACUGUUUACAAUCAAGUCGAAGUGAAAAGAAUUGUAGAUACUUUGCAGCGCAAUGCAUCCCUCAUUCUUCUUUUUACACAAAAUGUUAAGCGCGUUGAACUGUACGAACUUGCUGCUGAAGACUGCCCGCAAAACAUGAAACUUAUACUUUCUAUCAAUAAAGAAGUACUUUCUACUAAUAAAGAAAUUUCCACCAUUCCGGAGGUUGUGCAGGUAUCUCCAUACAUUAAACGAUGCUCCAACUGGUGGAAUGAAAAGCAAUCGUUGAGUGAAGCACCGUGGUGUUUGGAGCAGGUUGAAAUCCGGAUUGAUAAGGAAGACCCAACCACAAAUGAAACUGGAGCGUGCGACGUAAAGACUUCUUCCUGGUUUGUGUCUUAUUGUGUUGGAAAGGAUCUUUCGAUCAAACUUGCCAGGGAAGAAGGUGAAAAAGAUGGUCUCUUGCCUCUCGCCGGUGCUGCUGCUCUCCUUCAAAGCAAUUCAAAUGAUGAUGCGAUGAUCGCUAAACAAGUUAAUGGUGAAGCAUUUUGCUUCUUGCCACUGUCCAUUUCCACCGGACUACCCGUCCAUGUAAACAGUUCCUUUGCUGUUCGUUCGAAUCGCGAUGGAAUCUGGGAAAAGACCACGGCUGAGGAAAACUUGGAAUCUCGCUGGAACGAAACUCUUUUACAAGAUGCGAUACCCGAGGCAUAUUUCCAACUACUCCACGGAAUGGUGAAUUUAUCGAAGAAUAAUUCCUUAACACAAUUCGAUCAGCGUUUCCAUGAUUUCUGGCCGCGUCUUGCCACGUCAAAAACGUCGUGGACCGCUCUCGUAUCGAGUUUUUAUACAAAGUUAUUAGCACAAAAUUUGAAGCUGUUUUGCAGCACUGGAAAGUGGAUGGACAUUAACGAUGGUUUUAUCUUAGACGAUGAGUUGCGAAGUCAUGAUCACGACAGAGUCGUGAGAACGCUGAAAUUUAUCGAAAUACACGUUUUUGAUCUUCCAUCAGAUGUCGUUACCGCAAUGAAAGACUCCGCUAGUGAUUCUGUCCAAAAUGUUCUUCAGAAGCAGACGUUGAACUUUGUAUCAUUCUUUGAGCUCCACUUGUUCCCUAAGUUAGAAGUAAUCCCGGCUGAUUUACGCAAUCCCAUUGUCCAUGAUGGGCUACGCUAUCUCCUGGACGAGACAAAGCAAGGCUAUCAGAAACUGAAUAGUUUAUACAAGAAAACCAAAUGUAUUCCGUGUUCUCCCGAUGGUGAAAAGUUAGCUCGACCGUGCGAUUUGAUCAACCCGAAUGACGAAAGUAUUUCUAGGUUAUACUCGCCCGAAGAAGGCAGGUUUCCUCAUGGAAAUCUCGAUAAUACACAAAUGUUUGUAUUGGCCGAAAAACUUGGGAUGGUUAAAGAUCUUUUAAGUUGGGAAGAAAUUCGUGGACGUGCGAUGUCUAUUGAGAAGCUAGCAGAGACGAACAAGGAAGCAGCUCUGCUACGCUCAAGGUAUCUUGUCUAUUAUCUACGAUGUAAUAUGGAGAGACUUAAACAGAUGACAGAUAUUUCGCUUUGUCCUUCUCUUCAGAAAAUAAAUUUUUUACCGGUGCGUCUCACUGCCACAGAAUCGUACACUUUGCCAUGGAAAGGGGAGUCUUGUUCCACGCAGUUUCUGAGUCCUGGUGAACUGUUUUUGCCAGAAGAUGAUACCCUCAUCGGCUCAGCCAGCUUGAUCGUCGACGACACCGAAGAAAGCGGGUGUGGUUCACUGGAAGUUUUAAAGAGCGUUCUUGGUUUUUCUCGUCGCCCGAGCUGUCAACAAGUGUUUGAACAGUUGGAUAUUACCAGGAAAUCACAUGCGACCGACGAAAUGAAAAAUAGAGUGUGCAAACGUGUUUACAAACAUCUAAAUGAUGAGCUGGACGAGAAUUCAGACGUAACUGAAAAACUUCAGAAUUCUCCGUGGCUUUACCUUGAAGGAACUUUCGUAGAAAACAAGAAGAUUGCAAUGAGCUGGAAUGGGUACGCCGUGCCUUUUCUGUACAGUGUUCCAGACAGAGACAAACAAGAGUAUAAAAAACUCCUCAAACUGGCAGGAAUUAAGGAGUGCUUCACAGCCACCGAUUUCAUCGAAGCUCUAGAUUUGCUCAGGGAAUCCAUGCAGGAUACCCCUUUGUCACCAGAACAUAUACAACUUGUUGUGACGUUGAUCAGGGAGCUAAGAGAUCCAAGCGAGGCGGUUAGAAGACGUUUUGGUACAAUACCAUUACCUGACACAAGCGGUGUGUUAUACGACAGCAAAGAUCUAACCAUCCCAGAAAGUUUUGCAGUGAAAUACAACAACAAAGGCGAGCUUUUCAUUCAUCAAGAGAUAGUCCAAAACACUGCUCGCAAGCUUGGAGCAAAAGCCUUGCGUGCAAGACGAAGGGAGAAGUAUGGUAACACAAUGUCUAUAUCUUUUGGGCAAUUUGAGAAACUAACGGAUCGUAUAAAGAACAUCUUAGAAUCAUACCCUUGUGAUGCUGGAAUCUUAAAGGAACUCGUUCAAAAUGCAGACGAUGCGAAGGCCACCGAAAUUCAGUUCAUCUACGACAAACGAAAACUUCCUCACGAGCGAGUUCUUCAAAAUCAAGCGAGCGAAAUCCAAGGACCUGCGUUAUGUGUUUACAAUAACAAACAAUUCAGCGAAGAUGAUUUUAAUGGAAUCUGCAAACUUGGAAUCGGGAGCAAACACGAUGACCCUGCUAAAACUGGACAGUAUGGAAUUGGAUUCAAUGCCGUGUAUCACUUAACGGACUGUCCUAGCUUUUUGUCCAACGAUAGCACUCUUUGUAUCCUUGAUCCUCACUGUGAAUACGCUCCUGAAGCUACUUUGGAUGCACCUGGAGGACGUUAUGACAACAUUGAUAACGAUUUUAGAGAUAUCUUCUCUGACACUGUAAGUGGUUAUCUUAAGAAUCUCGAUCGUUUUCCUCUGAAAAAUUCCACCAUGUUUCGACUUCCACUGCGAACAAGCGAACAAGCAGCUAAGUCUGAAGUAUCGAGGAUUGUUGCUACCGAAGAAAUCAUGACUUUACUAAAGAAAUUUGAAGAAGAAGCGAAGAAAUUGUUGCUUUUUCUCAAUCAUGUUAAGGAGAUUGGUUUGUGGGAAAUCGAUGAGAAUUCUGAGUUAAAACUCACAUACUCGGUGAGUUCUAAACUUAAACCAAAAAGUGAGAAGAAAUUACAUGAGCUGCAUGGUCACUUGCAAGACCACAAGAAUUUAAAAACUCAUGAGAUUCUUAUAAAGGACACUACGUAUAGCAUCCAUAUUCAGGACACAGAGAGACUCCAGGAAAAAUGGCUCAUUCAUCAAAUUUUUGGCAUCAGAGAAGAAGCAAUGAGCGAUGAACAAACUCCAAACGUCUGUGAUCUUGGCCUGUUCCCUCGUGGUGGAAUUGCAGCGCUAUUGUCGACGACGAAUCGUCCAGAUUUGGAAAAAUAUGUCGCGUACUGUUUUUUGCCUUUGCCUGUAACAACUUCGCUGCCCGUUCACGUCAAUGGUCAUUUUGCACUCGAUGGAUCACGACGAGAUUUGUGGUGGGACCAGAGCAAGACUUGUCGGAAAACGAACUGGAAUGGGUUCAUGAAGGAACAAGUGCUUGGCCCUGCUUAUGCAUCAUUGAUCACGAAAAUCAGAAAACAUAUUCCCUAUUGUGAAAGAGAGUCAGAGAAGAUCUUCUUCUCAAACGAAGACGAAGCAAUAAAAGCCUUGGUUUGGUAUCACAAAUUAUUUCCAGAUCCUGAAAAAGAUCCCGACUGGAAUACUCUUGCCGUGGCUGUUUAUAAGAGCUUAAAAGAGGCGCAAAUUUUUCCAGUGGUCUCUCAAUCACGUGGUGUUAACACAGCGAAGAAGCAUCAAUCUGAUGAAUGUGGGUCAGAGAAAUCUUCUGGCACCAGAGAGGGUAGACGUGAAAAUUCAGUUUUAAUUGGUGGCCGUUAUCGCAACGUGUCUAGCAAGCACGCUCCUCGCUUGUCACGGCAUCGCGAAAAGGGAAGAAGAUACAAUUCGAAGAAUGUGAAGAUGGCAAGGUACGCUUUUGUUGCACAAAAACGAUGUGAAAUAGUGACAAAGUUUUCUAUCGAGUGGCUGCCUCCAAACCUUGUCUACUUCACUGAAGAAAAAAAGCGAAUCGAACAACAGGCUCUGUUGUUAACCGCACUCUUAGAGAUCCGUAUGCCAGUGUUAUUAUAUACUCCAAUGAGAAUCUACAAAGCAUUGAAGAAGUCUGAGGUUACAACCAAUCUCCUUUCUCCGGAAAAUGUCAUCGAUUUCAUGUUGAAGUCGCAAGAUGAAAGCUCCAGGUGUGUCAUUGGAAAACUUCCUAUCCAACUGGGGCAAUCAAACAUUCAAAACGAGUCUAAUUUACGAAGUAUUUUUCAAUAUUGCAAGUCGAAACUUGAGGAAUUACCUUCAAAUCUCGAAGGGCUGCCACUUCUGUUGACGGCUGAUAAUAUGUUGAGAGCGUUUACUGCGAACAGUCCCGUGUAUUGUACAGAAUUUAUCGAUUUGUUUCCUGACAAAGCUUCUAGGUUCGUUCAUCUUCAAUUUGUUCCGCUAUUGUUAUCAUUUUGUGAAGUUGAUGAAGCCGAACUUGGUAUUAUCCGUCAUCUCACCAUCACGUCGUUAGCUGAAGAAUUUAUGCCGGACGUCUUCCGUGACAAAUUACCGUUGGGUGAGACAAAACAUGUCCCAUGGAGCUACCCAGAAAAUGGCGUCCUCUCAAAGGAAUGGUUCAGAAUUUUAUGGAAGUUCUUGAAAACUGUCGAACGAUCGGAAAGAGAAGAUACUAUUCCACUCCUUGGUAAAUAUCCGAUUAUACCAACCAAAGAUGGCAAGCUAGCAACGGUUGAUAACUCCAAAUCUGUGUUGGCAAUGACUAUAUUCAAGACGAAGUCUUUGAAUUCACUCCAGAGGCCGGUUGCAAAAAUUCUGGAAGACCUAUCAUGUCCGUUUUUAGAUGAAUCCAUUACAGAAUAUGGUUUGCCUGUUGUCCUUCCAUUAGUCGCUCACCCAGACAGCGAAUCAGAUGUACUUCAUGUUCUCGACUAUAUGAAUUCGACUGGAAUACUCGACUUGAGCAAAUUUGACGACGAAAAAAUUUUCACUCUUUUGAAAUUUUUUCAGGCUGAUUGCGGAAACGAGACGUCUAUGGGAAAAGCUAAAACAUUACCGUUCUACAAAGGCGUUGAUGGCAAUUAUUAUUCGCUGUUGUUGCAUUCCUCAUACAUUAAAAUUCCAGCUCGCUUACCAGAAGAUGGCAUAAGAGAACUACAAAGUAUUUAUGGAACGAGAGUGUUGCUGUUUCCCUCAUCACUACCGUCAGAGUUGAAUCAAUUGUUCGCGGCUCUUGGGAUUGAGGUGAACUGCCGUGUUUCUGAGUUUUACAUCAAAUACGUGUUGCCAAAUUUUUCAUUAUUAUCUCGUGAAUGCCAAAUAAAAUUUUUAACUUGCAUCAGAGGAACGCUGCGCUUCGAUUUGAUCGAAGAAUUGAAAUGGACAAGAUGUAUUCCUGACCAAACUGGAAACCUUUGCUUUGCUUCCAGAUAUCUCAAUCCACACAACGAAUUAUUUCAAGCGAUGUUUAAGACUGAUGCAGACGUUUUUCCAGCAUCACCGUUCAAUGAAAUGAAGUGGCUCGAAUUCCUUCUCCAAAUAGGAAUGAAGGAAAAAUGUGACCAGGAACAGUUCAUUGAAUUUGCAAAUAACGUGGAGCAGUCUGCACAGAAAUUGACCGAAUACGAUGAAAACAUUAUAGCUCAGUCCAAAGCACUCGUCAAGUACCUACUAGGAAAUGAACGCGAUGGGACCUGGUCAUUCUACGGUAUUCCUGAAAUAAAGUUUAUCGUCCCUAAGGAAAUCGAAGAAGAGCUCUCUUCUAUUCAUCCCCAGCAUCGUGCAGAUGGAAUUCUGGAAUUUGUUUCAUAUCGUGAUUCAGUGCCGUGGGACCUUAGACACCUAAUUUGGACAAGUUAUAAACUUCUACCAGAUUGGGCUUUUCCUCGUCAUAAUGAGAGUCUUAUUUCAGCGUUAGGAAUAACUUCAGAGCCACCUCUUAAUGCUGUGUUUCAGCACAUAGAAACCAUGUCCAAUUGUGCUUCGAAGAUAAUCGUGUCGGGUAGUACUUUGUCGGAAAAGCUUAAGGAAGUGUUUAAAACAACCUACGAAUUCCUGGUGAACCUGAUGAAACACUGCGCCAAAGAACCUUCCUCAGACUGUAACGAGAAGUGUCAGAAGAUUGGAGAGUGUUUAAAAUCUGUUGCUUGUAUUCUGCUCAACGAAGAACGAUGUUUGGUGAGAGGUGAAAAACUUUCAAUUGAAGACACAAAAGACAAAUUGAAACCGCAUUUUUAUAAAAUACCACGCGACUAUGCUCCGUUUGAUCAUCUCCUGAAAAGACUUGGCGCUACGGAGAAGAUCUCCGCUUCACAAAUGGCCAGUGUUCUCAAGUCUAUCAAAGAUUCUUCCACAGAUGAAAAGAUGAAUUCUGAAGAAGAGGAAAAGGCGUGCUUUGCUACUUCUGUUUUGUUCAAAUCACUCCUUGACGAUAAAGAGACCGAAGCUGAUUCAAGACUGGCAAAUUGCGAGGAGCUUCUUUUGCCAAGCAUGGCUAAACGACUCAUAAGCUCCGACAAGUUGGUUUGUAAAAUGCAGCCCCGACUCCGCGAGUCAGUAGCGAAGCAAGGCUACGAGAUUUUGAUGCCUUUUGAAAAAUGCGGAAUGAAACGUGAGUUGGAAAACGACUAUCUUCAAGCUCUUCCUAAUCGUCUCCGGCCAACGCCGUUAAGCGAACUGGUACGCGAAGAGUUACAUCCGCUGUGUAAGAAGGACAUGAGUUGUACUUUAUGCCUGGCGAUGGAUUACCAUUCGUUUAUCCAGAAGGUUCAUUUUACUUUUGCGAUCCUCGCAAUUUGAGCGCGGUAUCAUACGGCUCUUG